This is a messenger RNA of Paramuricea clavata, 1538 nucleotides long. The record is from the annotation of a GenBank genome assembly. Lineage: Eukaryota; Metazoa; Cnidaria; Anthozoa; Malacalcyonacea; Plexauridae.
GAGAGAAGCCAUCUGGUAGAGAAGUGAAAAUAAGGCAAGAGUUCUUGGAAGAAAGACUAAAAGAAAGAUUUGAAGAGAAAGCAGGUUGUACAAUCCAGCAAGUAAAAGCACUGUCACUAGUUGGUGAGGGGAAUACUUCUGAAACUUCAAAGACAAUGUUAACAAGAGCAUUAAAACGGGCGUUCCCUUCAGUGAAAACAAAACGCACACAGGAGAAAGGGUAUCCUUUGAUAAAAUAAUCUAUAAAUAAUCUUACAAUCAAAUUAAGUGCGAAAUUAGAAAUACUGUAUUCUUUAACUCAUGUAACAGGGUCUUUUAUGUUAACAUUAGACCAAAAUCUUUGUUUGCCAGUGUGUUGUAUGCAGAUUCUCCUGAAAGUAAGUAUUGAAUCCAUAGAGGAAUGUGCUACAGUAACAUACAUUAGACAUCAUAAAAGGCCGUCAAAAGUAAAUCAAUAUUUUUUUUUGGGGGGGGGGGGCUCAAAGAAUAAAUGUGAAUAAAUCUGAAUUGCAUUUGCACUUUUCUAGUUUUUUUUUGUGUUUUUCUUACAUACAAAUCCCCAGCCCGCCCCAGUCCCCCCCCACUUCUGACGGCCUUGGUUUAGAAGAAAAUUCAAAUCUUAAUUUAAUUAAGGAUCCAUGAUUGGUAUCAUACAUGAUUGAUGAAUAUGUAAAUACCCUGUACUUAAAAUUCUGGCCUUGUAAAUCUGUAUUUUUACUAUGUCUAACACUGGUCAGAAGAUUUUACUUGUCAAAGGUAGAGCAUUUGACACUCAUUGUGUAUGUCAUUGUCAACACGAAACAAUUUUAUGCAUCAAGUGGAGAACACUGCCACUCAAUCAAGGAAGUUCGAGAACAGACUUUCAACCAUCUUAGGAAAGAUUAGAUAUUCAUAAGGAAGGGGGGAGGUGUCUGGUGUAACUUUCUUUUCUGAUGUUUUUAUAUACAUAUUAAUUAAUUAAAGGUGAAAUAAAUAACCUCAAAAUAAUGAUUGCUGCAACUGAUGAAGUCAUGACUCAAAUAUGGGAUAAAACUUCAGAAAUGACAGCUGAAAAUCAAGAAUUGAGUGAAUUAAUGGAAGAGUAUGCAAGAGAAGCUAGAGAGAGGGAUGCACUAUUUUCCUCAUUGGUAAAAGUGUAUGAGAAUGAACUUGUACGGUUGAGAUCACAACAAAACCAUGACACUUUAUCUGAGAAACAAAGACGCAUCAUUAUUGAAGAAUUCAAGAUUUUAGAAGCUAUCACAUGUACAGGUGUUCGAACAACCUUUGACAAGACAUUGCCAGAUGAACAAGUGUUAAAUGACAGUUUCUUUAAAGAAUUUGUUGUAAUAUUUCAGGAAACAUGCCCAUUGCUGCAGAAUGUUGUCGAGACACUUUUGGUUAGCAAUCUGCAUCAAACAAAUAUUCAUAUAACUGUGGACUACAAAGUUUUAUGUAGUACUCAUGCUUUGUCAUUGCUGUUGAAUGUGAGGAGUACAACGGGAAAAAAUUAUACAACUACUGUCACUUUCUCUUGCAAUAAGGCAGGGACAGCAUAA